AUGAAGACUGAAGCCACCUGUUCUGUCGUGUACAUCUACGCUUCUUUUGAAUCGACACAUCCUGGUAGCGCCUUGAACGAGUUUACAGAUAUCGCUGUGCACGGGAAGCCGUCUGUUCUCUCAAUCAUUGACGACAAGGGCAGACCACUCUAUGUGACUUAUGAAGGGAGAAAACUCAACCACAAUAAUACAUGCUACAACGCCAGUUUUAAAACACUGUCUUUUAAAGGCAAACCCCCAGGUGCUGAUGUUAUAUGUAGAAGAAAUGGAGUAGAGAAGGAAUGCUCGAGGGUAGAUCUUCAACUCAGUCAAUAUAAUAAAUAUUUAUGUCAAGAAAACUGGGAACAUCUGAAGAACCCGUGUGAACCGCUGGCUGAUUUGAACCAAAAUUCCAACCUCUACCACCCCGUAGAGUCUGACUCAAAAAAAUUCAUACGGUGCGACUAUCUUGGUAACAUGUACGUCAACCAAUGUCCGGAGGGACAUACAUAUGAUCCGGACACAUAUACCUGCGGUGAUCAAUCCCUUGCGGAAACUAUGCCUGGACGGACACCUUUUCCGGACCAUUUGAAGAAUCCAUGUUUGACCGCAGCAGACAAAACGGGCGUUCAAUUCUUUGGUCACCCUACAGACAAAACGAAAUUUGUACAAUGUGAUUUCACGAAGCAUACGUGGGUAAUGGGAUGCCCCGACAAGCAGGUCUGGCAACAGAUCGAUAGAACCUGUACCGUGGACUUUGCAUGGCAUCCUACGUCCGCCCCCGUCACCCCAGAUCCUAGUAUUAAGAAUCCCUGCACCACGGGUCAAGAGUUUUUCCCAAUUCCACACAAGCCUGAUCAAUUUAUACAUUGUGCGAAUGGGAUCAUGUACGUACAAUCGUGUGCCCCGCACAUGCAUUAUGAUCGUGUUAAACAUGUGUGCGGUACGGGAGAACCCAUCGGUUAA
Lottia gigantea (owl limpet) is the source of this 945-nucleotide messenger RNA. RefSeq lists its product as hypothetical. The transcript has 4 exons. The coding region runs from base 1 to 945 and encodes 314 amino acids. The record is from RefSeq and is a predicted model, not a curated record. Gene Ontology annotation, cellular component: extracellular region. Gene Ontology annotation, molecular function: chitin binding. NCBI's taxonomy places the organism in Eukaryota, Metazoa, Mollusca, Gastropoda, Lottiidae.